AUAUCAAUAAUAUAUAGAUAGGAGGAAGUUUCUCUUGGUCUUGGCGGGCGCUAACAAAUGCAUCCGUUGUCAAUCCAAUAAACUUUUCUCAAUCCCUAAUUUCAGUCUUGUUCAAUCUCCACAUACCAAUUUCAUUCAAGUUGUAACUUAUGGACACAGAUGAUACAUCGGCUGUGGAUCCCACAAGAAGGUGUCACCUGUGUCACAGAAUCCUUUCGUCAGAGACCGAGACCCACGGAUCACUUGAAUCAACGGGUAUAUGUAACAACUGUAACUUUUUGUUUUCCGAGGAUAAUAUCACAACACGAACACGGUACAACAACAGUCUAGAAUCUUUUGAAAAUAUGUUGUCACAGUUUCCAGAAUUACAGCCUACAACCUCUGACCAUGUGAAUCGAUCAAGACAGAGGACGAGAGUUUUAUUUGAAACUGUAACUGCCGAUUUCGAUUCUGUUCACAGGGAUGGUGAUAUAUUUCCGUAUGAUGCUUAUGAUAGUGAUUCUGAUGCUUCGGUUGAUGUUGAUACUUAUCUUAAUCACGACGACGACGAUGAUGAUGAUGAUGUUGAUGAUGGUCAUGAUGAAAACACGGUUGGAGGUUCAGUGGGUAGAAUUCAGUUACAUAGAUCAUUAGCGACUAAUGGACGAAAUCGCCCAAAUGAUUGGCUUCGCGAGAUUCUUUCUGACGAGGGCAUACGAAACAGUGAAAGGAGACGGCUUUUCAGUAUUUUGGAUGACCAAGUGUUGGAUACAUCGGGAUACGGAGACUAUGUUGACGUUGAGACAAACGGGUCUCGGUUAGGUGCACCACCUGCAGCCGAUUGGUUUGUGAAGAAUCUUGAACCUGUGAUUGUAGAUGAACCGGGUUCAGUAUGUGUGAUUUGUAAGGAUAAUGUGUGUGUUGGUAGUGUUGUCAACCGGCUUCCUUGUGGUCAUGUGUACCAUCCUUCAUGUAUCGUGCCAUGGUUGAAUGCACGGAACACUUGUCCUCUUUGUCGGUACGAGCUCCCGACUGAUGACAAGGAUAGAAGCCGUCAGGAAUCAGAAGUGCAGCGUGCGUUGGCUGCGAGUGGUGGGAGAAGAUGGUGGUUUGUGGUGGCUCCGGUCGUGAGUGUGGUGGUUAUUGCUGUGUUGUGGUUGGGGGGAGGAGUAUUUGGUGGUCAAAGGGAUGAUAGAAGUGUUAGAUGGUGGUCUCUUUUUGUAAAUGAGUAAUUACAUUUCUGGGUUGUGGACAAAUUUGAAAAACUUUUCGAUGUAUCAAAUAUAAAAGGUUAAUUAGUAAAAGGCUUGUUUAGUCCCUCUGCUUCAA
This is a messenger RNA of Helianthus annuus (common sunflower), 1308 nucleotides long. Its product is annotated as E3 ubiquitin-protein ligase CIP8. NCBI's taxonomy places the organism in Eukaryota, Viridiplantae, Streptophyta, Magnoliopsida, Asterales, Asteraceae. The coding region runs from base 150 to 1211 and encodes 353 amino acids. The transcript has 2 exons. Gene Ontology annotation, biological process: protein ubiquitination. Gene Ontology annotation, cellular component: cytoplasm. Gene Ontology annotation, molecular function: ubiquitin protein ligase activity. The record is from RefSeq and is a predicted model, not a curated record.